AUGUUCUACUUCACACUCGACGGCCACGUCGAAAGGCCUGACGUCUCUCCGCCACCUGAAAACCUCCAACCUCCGGUUCCCAUGCGGUUUGAUGCACGUCCUCGAAUUCCAACAACAAUCACCGCAGAGCUUCAACAAUGGCUAGUGCUUACCACUACACCGACAGUCCCGUACACACCUCCAGCGAACCUUAGAUCUCGCGCUCAUAACUCCUCCGCGGUGGUCACAAAUGCGGGUACAGAGUGGCUAGUUCUCACUGCGAAGGCCGUUCUCCCUCCCACCAGCGCCGCACCCUCCACCUCCGAGCAGUCAAAAGCGACACCAUCAGGAGAAGCCCUGGCAAUGUUGGAGGAUAGGAUUCUAGAACCAUUCGUCCCGCACCGUCAGAGGUCGUUCUCCAGCCUGUUAGCAACUGUAGUAGACGGUGAUAAAGGGGAAUAUCAAAGCCUCGGUACCCUCCACCUCCGAGCGGCAAAAACAAUUGCCGUCAGGAGAGGUAACCGCAAUGCUGGAAGAUAA
Molecule: messenger RNA, 519 nt
Organism: Morchella importuna
Lineage: Eukaryota; Fungi; Ascomycota; Pezizomycetes; Pezizales; Morchellaceae
Exons: 1
Coding region: 1-519 (172 amino acids)
Source: RefSeq, a predicted model, not a curated record